Messenger RNA from Closterium sp. Naga37s-1, 1548 nucleotides. NCBI's taxonomy places the organism in Eukaryota, Viridiplantae, Streptophyta, Zygnematophyceae, Desmidiales, Closteriaceae. The record is from the annotation of a GenBank genome assembly.
AUGGCUGUCGAGGCUGGCGCGUCUGUCGCCGCUGGUUCCGGCAGCGAUAGCGCGGCGGCGGAGGCGUGGCGCCCGGAAGCCGAGGCGGCGCGAGAUAAAGCGGCGGGCUCAAAAUUCGUGUGGGAGAAAAACUGGUAUCCUGCAGCCGUGGUGCGCGAGUUGGAUCCGCGCGUGCCCGUGGCGCUGACGCUGCUGGGGCGGCCCGUGGUGAUCUGGUUUCACGCGCCCUCCGCGCAGUGGCUCGCAUUCCACGACCUCUGCCCGCACAGGCUAGCACCGCUAUCAGAGGGGCGCAUUCACGAGUCGGGCGAUCUGCAGUGCAGCUAUCACGGGUGGACCUUCGCCCCCGAUACCUCCUGCACCUCCAUCCCCCAGGCCCCCUCCGAUGGCCCGCCGGUGAACACAUCCCCUAAGGCAUGCGCGCGCAGCUACCCCACGUGUGUGCGGCACGGCAUCGUGUUCAUCUGGAUGGACCACUCGCCCUCCGCUGCUGCAGAAGCCGCUGCCUCCCCCGUGCCUGUGGUGCCCGAGCUUGAAGACCCCACCUUCCAAGGAGAUGUUGUUCAGACCGACCUGCAAUACGGCUACGAGCUGCUGGUGGAGAAUCUAGUGGACCCUGCCCACGUGCCCUUUGCCCACCACAAGAUCAUGAGCAACCGCAAGUUUGGCAAGCCACUAGACCUGACAGUGAACGGCAUCCGAGCAACGGGCUUCCAGGGGUCAAACGACCAGGGCGGGCCCUUUGAGUUCCUGCCUCCCACGCUCGCUCGCCAGGAGAUCAUUGUGAAGCCCAAGCCCGGACAGCCCCCCUCAGACCCACCCAAGAAGCUCGUGUUAGCCUUCUACUGCAUCCCAACCUCCCCCGGCAAGUCGCGGCUCAUCUUCACCUUCCCCUCCAACUUCUUCCCGCCCAUCGUCGCCCUCGUGCCGCGCUUCCUCACCCACCUGCGCCAGCUCGUGAUUCUCGACUCCGACCACUACUUCCUGCACGUGCUGGAGCGGAGGCUAGAAGAAGAAAAGCUGCUGUUGGCUGCUGCUGCAGGGGCUAGUGGCAAGCCCCACACCACCACCAGCACCACCGCCACCAUCAGCAGCAGCAGCAGCACGAGCAUCAGCACGAACAAGGCAUACUUUACGCCAACGAGGUCGGAUGCAUUCGUGACGGCCUUCCGCUUCUGGAUGGACAACUACGCCGGGGGAGGCGUCGCCUGGCCGUCCUAUGUCAACCCUGCGCUUCCACCCACACUGCCGAAGCAGCAAGUCAUGGACAGGCAAGUGAGCCACAUCAGUAUCUGCAAGACAUGCCAGUCAGCCCAGCGCCUUGCAUCUCGUGUGCGACUUGCCUUGUGGGCCGCUGCUUUUGCCUGUCUCGCUCUCCUCGCCCUGCUCCCCACCCUCUCUGCUCUGCAACGGUUGCCGUUCUCCCUCGGAGUUGCUGUGCCUCUUGCCGUUGGAGCUCUGCUUUUUGCCGCCGCUGCCCAUUUUGUGGGUCGCUAUAUCGAGCGUACAUUCUAUUAUAGCGAGUAUGUCCAUGCACUCGUGGAGUGA